GUUUACCCGAUCCAUGCCAUUGCCUGCCUGAUCUGUGCUUGAAGGGCAAGGCACGAAACCUUUAUGAAAGCAUCUUUGACUUUUACAGGAAAAAAAAGUUAACAAUUUUCCACCUGACAAAAUAAGUCACGAGGAGAACACCAGAUGGUUCCCUGACAUGGGAUGAUUUGGUAUUUAAGAUGAUCCUCGAGGUUGUGGGGAGGUUUUCGCUGCUAGUUAAGGGGAUCCAACGUGUUGGUCUGGCAGCAGACAGGGCAUGGGUGAGUGGCGACUGCUAGCGAGCUUGUUGGCCGCUGUGUACACAGUGACCAUCCGCGCCCAGUUCCCACGGGAUUGUGUCCGUCCGGAGGCGCUGCAGAGUGGGGAGUGCUGCCCGCCGCUUGGCUCCAUCCCGGGCGACCGCUGCGGCUCCAGCCUGGGACGGGGGGUGUGCGCCGGGGUGCGGGCAGACCCGGCUCCUCACGGCGGGCAGUACCCGCACGACGGCGUCGACGAGCGCGAACGCUGGCCGCUCCGCUUCUUCAACCGCAGCUGCCGCUGCGCCGGCAACUUCCACGGCUACAACUGCGGCGGCUGCCGCUACGGCUGGAGCGGCGCUGAUUGCCGCCGCCCGCUGCUGCUGCUCCGCCGGGACGUGCUGAGCCUGAGCCCAGGGGAGAGGGCGAGUCUGGUGUCCGCCCUGCACCGAGCCAAGCUCACCCCGCACCCCGACCUGGUGGUGGCCACCCGCCGCCGGCCCGACGUCCUGGGCGCUGACGGCCGCAGCCCGCAGUUCGACAACGUCUCCAUCUACAACCUCUUCGUCUGGACUCACUACUACUCGGUGCGCAAGACCUACCUGGGGGCCGGACGCACCUUCGGCGACGUCGACUUCUCCCACGAAGGGCCUGCCUUCCUCACCUGGCACCGCUAUCACCUGUUGCAGCUGGAGCGGGACAUGCAGGUGAUGUUGGAUGACCCCACGUUCGCUCUUCCAUACUGGAAUUUUGCUACUGGAAGAAAUACUUGUGACAUCUGCACAGAUGAGCUAAUGGGAGCCAGAAGCAACUUUAACCCUACUCUCCUAAGUUCAAACUCUGUCUUUGCACUGUGGGGCAAUCUGUGUGAAAGUGUGGAAGACUAUGAUACCCUGGGAACUAUUUGCAAUGGCACUGAAGGUGGCCCAAUUCAACGGAAUCCAGGAGGGAAUGUUGCCAGACCAAUGGUGCAACGUCUGCCCGACUCCCAGGAUGUAGCCAAAUGUUUAGAUAUAUCAUCUUAUGACACACUGCCUUUCUACUCCAAUUCAACAGAUAGCUUCCGAAACUCGGUGGAAGGUUAUAGUGAUCCUUCAGGAACGUACAGUCCAGCAGUUCGCAGUUUGCAUAAUCUAGCACAUUUGUUUCUUAAUGGAACUGGUGGGCAAACCCAUUUGUCCCCAAAUGACCCAAUCUUUGUGUUGUUGCAUACAUUUACUGAUGCAAUAUUUGAUGAAUGGUUGAGGAGAAGUAAAGCAGAUUUAUCCAUCUUUCCAGUGGCAAAUGCACCCAUUGGACAUAACGGAGCAUACAAUAUGGUUCCGUUCUGGCCUCCAGUCACUAACGUAGAAAUGUUUUUGACAGCAGCUGAAAACCUUGGCUACAGCUAUGAAGUUGAAUGGCCAAACAAACCUCUCACAGUGUUGGAAUUAGUAGCGGUGGGGAUCCUUGGUGCCUUGGUGCUGGUCGCCGUAAUAUACACCAUCUCUACCAUAGCUUUACGCAGUAGAAGAAGAAAUAUGGCUGCCAGUGAACUGAAUGAACCACUCCUAAAUACGCCACAUAAGCGCUACUCAGAAAAUGAUGCAUCAACCAUCCUCCAAGAUAUCUCAUAACCUGCUCUCUCUGACGGUACCUUUGAUUUAAUUUUCAUGUAGACAGAUGACACGCUACUAAACACCUGUCGUUCCCUGCUUAUGUAUUUUGUUUAUAGAUCAAAGAAGAUGUUAUCCAUGGAAUUUAUAUGCUGCCAAUAUGCAAAAUGAGAAAAAUCUAUACAGAAUUGUCCUGAAAAUUGGUUCCACUGCCUUAUUAAUGGCAGCCAUCAUACUUUGUAAAGGGACAUUGGAAAUAAUUUGUGAACCUUGAUUAGCUAAAUCACAACGGUAAAUGUGCCAAGGUAAAUUCUAAUUUUAAUAAACUGAAGGCUGCAUUUCUAGUAAACUGUCCGUAUAGCAGUUGCUUUCCCACCCUUCUCUCAUAACACACUUUUUAAUAGUGAUUUGUAAAUCCCAUGAGGGUGAAUAUCUGUUAUAUAAACAGCUGUAACGGGUAUCACGUAGAGUCAUAGAAUGAUACAGUGUGGAAACAGGCCCUUCAGCCCAACUUGCCCACACCGGCCAACAAUAUCCCAGCUACACUAGUCCCACUUGCCUGCGCUUGGUCCAUAUCCCUCCAAGCCUGUCCUAUCCUACCUGUCUAACUGUCAUUAAACGAUGGGAUAGUCCCAGCCUCAACUGCUUCCUCUGGCAACUUGUUCCACUCGCCCACCACCCUUUGUGAGGAAAAAGUUACCCCUUCAGAUUCCUAUUAAAUCUUUUCCCCUUCACCUUGAACCUAUGGUCCUCGAUUCCCCUACUCAUCUACUGCAAGACACUUCAUCUACCCAAUCUAUUCCUCACAUGAUUGUGUACACCUCUAUAAAAUUUCCCCUCCCCAUCCGCCUGCACUCCAUGGAAUAGAGACCCAACCUACUCAACCUCUCCCUAGCUCACACACAUGUACUCCAAUUGUUGUCUCAACAGGGCCUUUUGUAAUAUUUUUAAAACAUUCUUGCUCCUGUACUCAUCUCUUGCUAUGAUGGUCAACAUACUCUUUACUUCUUUUUUGGGCAAAGGGUGCGAGGGAAAACUUUCUUUACUCUGGAGAAUAAUGACCUGGUCUCAGUGCCUGUAGGGGUGCUUGAAACAGAAUCAAUCUCUACAUUAAAAAAAAAACAAUUGACAGACACUUGAGCAAAAGUGUCGGGAUUGUUCUAGUAAGAGGCAGCAAAUAAUAAAUCCUUCUGUAUCUUGUUGAUUCUCUGAUUACAUUAUGUAAUUAUAUAAAUGUUGCAUUACAACUACAAAUUGGAAAAUUACCAGUUUCUCCAACAGCAAUGCUAAAAUAGAUAUCCACAACGAAGAAUGCCAUUGCCGAUUUACAAUUAUUCCCUGUUGCACAAGCCAUGGUUUUCCCAUCAGGGGGUUUGGCUACUUUGAGCAUCUGCCUCUGUGUGGGCUCUUAAUUCCUGGACUAUUUUUUUCUAAUAAUUCCUAAUUAUGAGAAAUCAAAGCAGUAUUCAACGAACCAUCAAUACAUGAUCUCUGAGAAAAUUUUAAAUGGUGGAACUAGUCUCCCAAGAGGGUCAAACAAGACUAUAGCCGAUCACUGCAUCCCAGCGAUAACUAGUACAAUAAAACAUGUAAUACUUAAUUUAAUAAUAUGACAAAAUAUUACACGGUUGCUCUCACUAAUUAUCACACACACUCUCUCACUCUCUUUCUCUCUCACAGGGCUCACUCACCCACUCAACCCACCCACUCCCCACAAACUCCCACUAACUCAACCACCUACCCACUCACUCACCUCUGCAAUGGACCACAACUCUAGUUAAUUCUAUGCCAGAUCCAAACCCUCAACAAAGGCUUCCUCGCCUACCUGGACACAAGCUCGCCUGCCUCCAGACUGGUCCCUCUGCCGACACUCCAUGACUCGACCGCAGGCCUGGAGCUCCACCCCUGGACCGCGGCACGCCUGUCCGGCCACCCCGAGGAGCAGCAACAACAUCCACCGCCUCUUCGACCCUCACCGCAUUCCAGCCAAACCCAGGCAUAGGCCACACAAAAUACUGGAGUAACUCAACGUGUCAGGCAGCGUCUCUGGAGAAAAGGAUAGGUGACAUUUUGGGUCUGAAGAAGGGUUCUGACCCAAAAUGUCAUCUAUUCCUUUUCUCCAAAGAUGCUUCCUUCUUCUUCUUGCGUAUGGCGUGCACAGCCUAAUGUUGUAGGACACUUGUUCUAUUUGAACUUAUUUGAUUGUGCACGCCAGGUUGAUUGCAUUUGUCGAAACAGGGCGGACAACGUGAGAUGCUGCCUGACCCGUUGAGUUACUCUGGCAUUUUGUGUCUAUUUUCAGUGUAAAUCAGCAUAUGCAGUUCCUUCCUACACACCUGGUUAUGAAAAUCCCUAUUGAACCCACAAUCCCAGCAUCGCACAUCUCUCCAAAAAACUGAAGUCCUUCAUCCCUGAUGCAAUUCCAAUAAUACUCCUGCAAUAUGUUAGCACCCAUCCCAAAUAGUGAAGGACAGAUUUGAACACAUUGCAGGAGCAGAUAUCUAACUUGCUUUUCAAAUAGAUAUAGAUUUGCUUAUACAUUCCAUUCUACUGUGAGGAAAUUCAAAGAUGUAUUUUUUUUCUAACUGACUGUUCACCAAUUUUGAGAGGUUUAAAGGCGGAUAUGUCAUAACCACCAAGUCAAGUUUAUUUAUCACAUACACAUACAAGAUGUGCAGUGAAAUGAAAGUGGCAAUGCCUGUGGAUUGUGCAAAAACAACAGAGCAAAAUAGAAUAGAACCAGUAUUUACAUUUUCGAGGGGAAAAAAAGACAUAACACAUAGUAAAUUAGUCCCUGGUGUGAUAAGAGUUUACAAUCCUGAUGGCCUGUGGGAAGAAACUCCAUCUCAUCCUCUCUAUUUUCACAGCGGAUGCGCUUGCCUGACCGUAGUAGCUGGAACAGUCCAUUGCUGGGGUGGUAGGGGUCCCUCAUCAUGUUGCUGGCUCUGGAUCUGCACCUCCUGGUGUAUAGGGCAGGGGGGUGAGUGUUGUACCCAUGGUGCGUUCGGCUGAACGCACUACUCUCUGCAGACCCUUCCUGUCCUGGGCAGAGCUGUUUCCAAACCAGAUUGAGAUGUUGCCGGACAAGAUGCUUUCUACAGCCACAGAAUAGAAGCACUGAAGGAUCAUCAGAGACACUCUGAAUUUCCUCAGCUGCCUGGGGUGGUAAUGGUGCUGCCUUGCCUUACUCACCAGUGCGGCAGCGUGUGUUGUCCAUGUCAGAUCCUCUGUGAUGUGGACUCCCAGGUAUUUAAAGCUGCUCACCCUAUCCACAAUAUCCCCAUUUAUCUCCAGUGGCGUGUACGUCCUCGGAUGUUGAGCCCUUCUAAAGUCCACAAUCAGCUCCUUAGUUUUUGUGCAAUUCAAGAGGAGGCUGUUGUCCUGACACCAGAGUGCCAGAUCUGCCACCUCCUCCCGGUAGGCCUUCUCAUCGUUAUCGGAGAUCAGUCUCACCACCACAAUGUCAUCAGCAAACUUGAUGAUGAAGUUGGAGCUGAACCUGGCCACACAGUCAUGUGUGUACAGGGAGUAUAGUAGGGGGCUAAGGACGCAACCCUGGGGGAUCCUGUGUUCAGGGUGAGGGGGUUGGAGGUAUGUCUCCCCAUCUUGACCACCUGGGGCCUGGUGGUGAGAACGUCCAGGACCCAGGCACACAGGGAAGUGUUCAGCCCCAGUUCCAGCAGCUUCUCAGCAAGUCUGGUGGGGACUAUGGUAUUGAAAGCUGAACUGAAAUCAAUGAACAGCAUCCUCACAUAGGUCCCCUUCUGGCUGUCAAGGUGAAAUAGAGCAGUGUGCAGAAUCUGAGAGACUGCAUCAUCCGUGGAUCUGUUCGGACGGCAUGCGAACUGUAGCGGGUCUAUGGUGCGGGAGAGGAAGGCACAGAUGUGGUUCUUGAUCUGCCUCUCGAAGUAUUUCAUGACUACCGAGGUGAGGGCCACCAGUCGGUAAUCAUUCAAGCAAGCUGGAGAGGCAUUCUUUCGCACUGGUACAAUGGUGGAUCUUUUGAAGCAGGCAGGGACAACUUGGCCAGGGAAAGGUUGAAUAUUGUGGCGGGCACUGGAGCAAGCCGAGUAGCACAAGACUGUAGUACUCGCCCAGAUAUACCAUCAGCGACUACAGCUUUCCUCGUGUCUCUUUCCACCUAGUCUCUAAUUUCAUACACUACUUUAAAAUUGCUGGUUUGAAGAUCAGUUAAUGGAAAAUUGCCAUUAUGGAAAUUGCAAAUUACCAACAAAUUUUGAAUACAGAAUAAAAAUGUACUUUUAUGAAUUUUGUAUGAAAAAUGUGAAUACCAAAUAAUAUAUUUCAUGUUGCAUUUGUUAACGCAUGCACAAAUGAUGUAGCUUUGCCUUAUGGAAAAAUGCGAGACAGACAAUUUUCUAAGGACGCAAGUUAUCCCCAAUCCCUCGCCUCCCUCCCCCGCCCCCACCAGGGUAAUGUGGGGAUCACCUGUAUUCAAUUCAUAUAUUUGUCAUUACUCUUUGUCAAAAGAUUGAUUUCUGCCUGAACUUGUAUAUGUGAUGGAGUUUUCUGUAUCUUUGCAAAUGUAGCUUCUUAGCCAUACAUAAUAAAACACUCGAUAUAAGUGUUGAAAGAAUUAAACAUUUGAGAGCUUCUUGACA
This is a messenger RNA of Leucoraja erinaceus (little skate), 6453 nucleotides long. RefSeq names its product 5,6-dihydroxyindole-2-carboxylic acid oxidase-like. The coding region runs from base 257 to 1852 and encodes 531 amino acids. Gene Ontology annotation, biological process: melanosome organization; melanocyte differentiation. Gene Ontology annotation, cellular component: melanosome. The record is from RefSeq and is a predicted model, not a curated record. The transcript is spliced from 6 exons. Gene Ontology annotation, molecular function: oxidoreductase activity. NCBI's taxonomy places the organism in Eukaryota, Metazoa, Chordata, Chondrichthyes, Rajiformes, Rajidae.